Molecule: messenger RNA, 1314 nt
Organism: Fusarium graminearum PH-1
Lineage: Eukaryota; Fungi; Ascomycota; Sordariomycetes; Hypocreales; Nectriaceae
Exons: 4
Coding region: 1-1314 (437 amino acids)
Source: RefSeq, a predicted model, not a curated record
AUGGCAGAUCUUAGGACUUACAACAUCGAGGCCUUUACGUUGCUUGGCAUCGCAAUGUUGGUCACAGCCUUGCGAUGUGGUGUGCGUAUUAGCACGGUUGGGUGCAAGAACCUCUGGGCAGAUGAUUAUCUAGUAAUCUUAGCUGCUGGCAUCUAUGCUAUAGAGACAGGUUUGGCUUAUUCGGUUGGGAAUGUUGCCUUUGGACUGGCCAACAACUCCAUCACAGAUGAGCGACGGGCUUCUUUGCAACCAGACGACACCGAGUACCAGAUUCGUGUACUGGGUUCCAAGAUCCAACUCGCUCUAUGGGCAACCUACUCCUCUCUUCUAUGGAUCCUCAAAGCAUCAAUGUGUACCUUCUAUUAUCGCUUGACAAAAGACCUCGAAGGGUACCGAACCCGUGUCAUGGUCGGUUUUGGCUUGAUUAUUACAUCUUUCGUGGUUGUACAGAUGAAUUUACUAUUGAGCUGCAGUCCUUUCACCCAAUGGUGGCAGAUCUUCCCAGACCCAGGCGCUUUCUGCCACGCAGCCAUCUCACCCAGUCUGAUAUGGACAGGUCUUUCUUUCAACCUCAUCACAGACUUUUACCUCAUCAUGAUCCCCAUGCCAAUGCUUUGGAAGGCCGCUAUGCCUUGGCCUCAAAAGGCCGGUCUCAUCACGCUCUUUAGUUGUGGCUUGUUUGUCACCAUGGCCGCUGUCCUUCGAGUUGUACUUCUCGUCUCUUUCCCUAACAGUACAAAGGACCCUCUUAAUGGCCCUCAGCUUGCUGCUUCUUGGGCAGUUCGCGAAACCUUCGUGGCCAUCAUGACCACAAACAUCCCCAUGCUGUUUCCAAGCUUUAAGAAAUGGGCUGUACCCAUUGUCGAACGAGCUGGUUCAUCACUUAGCCUCAACCGUUCUCCUUUGAGCACCAUCACAGACUCUAGAUUCUCUGGAGCUUUAUCUCUCGACGUUUGGAAAAGGAGAACACGAGAGACAUUUCGCUUCUCAACCAGUGGUCCUACUUCACCCACCAUCAGAAAGAGCGACAUCACAGUGGGCUUUCCUUACGCCAUGUGGGAUUCACCCGUGACAACACCUGAGAAGUCCAAGACCAGAUCUUCCAUCAUGAUCCAGCCCCUUGCUUGCCAUCCUGUCCGUACCAUGGUCUGUGUCGAGGCAAUUCGUGCAGACCAACGGCUGAGCACCACAAGCGAGACGAGCGAAGCUUCUACAGUUUCUUGGGCGGAAACAUUGGUCAACUCCCCUCGACCAGAGAGAUCCGAAACCAUUCUUCCACGUGUCCACUACGAUGGAUACAGCAAAUUCGUCUGA